GGAAACCCCGUCGACGAGACAAAAAACUCGAGGCGUGAACGUGGCAGCCAUUUUACAUCAUCAAGAGUGAAUGAGUGAAGCCGGAUCAGUGCCGGGAGGAGUUGUUUUACACUUUUUUCUCUCUCUCUCUCUUUUAAAAAUACAUCACAUUUAAUCUUCCUAAAAAAUAAUCAACACCAUACACGUUUUGGUGAGCCAGCAGCGGCAGAUUUCUGGAGACAUGGCCACAGAACAUAUUAAUGGAAAUGGUCCAGAAGAACCAAUGGACACCUCUGCUGCAGUUACCCAUUCUGAGCACUUCCAGACUUUAUUAGAAGCUGGUUUACCACAGAAAGUUGCUGAAAAACUAGAUGAAAUUUACAUAGCAGGUUUGGUGUCACACAGUGACUUAGAUGAUCGAGCGAUUGAGGCUCUGAAAGAGUUCAACGAGGAAGGUGCUCUGCAAGUCCUUUUGCAAUUUAAGGACAGCGACCUCUCACAUGUUCAGAACAAAAGUGCCUUUCUUUGUGGCGUGAUGAAGACGUACAGACAGAGAGAGAAACAAGGGACCAAAGUGUCAGACACCAAUAAAGGACCAGAUGAAGCCAAAAUCAAAGCUUUGCUGGAGAGGACUGGCUACACACUUGAUGUGACAACAGGCCAGAGGAAGUAUGGAGGUCCCCCACCAGAGUCUGCUCACUCAGGGGCACAGCCAACCAUUGGUACAGAGAUAUUUGUAGGCAAAAUCCCCAGAGACCUCUUUGAGGAUGAGCUGGUUCCGCUGUUUGAGAAAGCUGGCCCCAUCUGGGACUUGCGCCUGAUGAUGGAUCCUCUCAGUGGCCUGAACAGAGGCUACGCCUUCGUCACUUUCUGCACUAAAGAAGCUGCACAGCAGGCUGUCAAAUUGUGCAACAACAAUGAAAUUCGACCGGGUAAACACAUCGGCGUGUGCAUCUCUGUGGCCAAUAAUAGACUGUUUGUUGGCUCCAUCCCCAAGAGUAAAACAAAAGAGCAGAUUGUUGAAGAAUUUGCAAAAGUCACAGAGGGUCUAAAUGAUGUCAUAUUGUACCACCAGCCAGACGACAAGAAGAAGAAUCGCGGCUUUUGCUUCCUGGAGUAUGAAGAUCACAAGACUGCAGCUCAGGCCCGCCGUCGGCUGAUGAGUGGCAAGGUGAAGGUGUGGGGAAAUGUGGUCACCGUAGAGUGGGCUGAUCCCAUCGAGGACCCAGACCCAGAGGUCAUGGCCAAGGUCAAGGUGCUGUUUGUGAGGAACCUGGCGAGCACUGUUACAGAAGAGAUACUUGAAAAGUCCUUCAGUCAGUUUGGCAAGCUGGAGCGGGUGAAAAAAUUGAAAGACUACGCCUUCAUCCACUUCGAGGAAAGAGAUGGUGCUGUGAAGGCUUUGGCUGAUCUCAACGGAAAAGAUCUCGAGGGAGAGCACAUUGAAAUCGUCUUCGCCAAGCCCCCUGACCAGAAGAGGAAAGAUCGCAAAGCCCAGAGACAAGCGGCUAAAACACACAUGUAUGAUGAAUACUAUUAUUACGGGCCGCCCCACAUGCCACCACCCACGAGAGGCAGAGGCCGAGGCGGGCGGGGAGGUUAUUCUUACCCCCCUGACUAUUAUGCCUACGAAGACUAUUACGAUUACUAUGGAUACGACUACCACAACUACCGGGGUGGCUACGAUGACCCGUACUACGGGUAUGAUGACUUCCAGGGGUCUGGGAGAGUACGAGGAGCGAGGGGAGGAGUCCGUGGUGGUGCCAGUCAGACCAGGGGCCGCGGCGGCGUCACACCGAGGGGCCGAGUGGGAUUCUCCCAGCGAGGAGGCCCUGGAACAAGCAGAGAAAAUGAGUCGAACAGCAGGCUGGUGGCCAGCGGCAGAGCUGGGUCUAACGUCCCUCUGCCUCACUCCCCACCGCUCCAGAGAAAGACAAGCUACCUCGCCAACUAACCGUCUCUGGAGCUGCGUCUGCUCUCUUCUCGCAGGGAAACGGGGCCGAGGACGGUCCUGACCUGUCGCAGUGGAUACUGACUUGAUGUGUGGGGUUACACCGUAAGCUGCAAUGGAUGUUGAAACAAAAAAAGAGCACGACAAAAAGGUCCAAUGAUAUUCCAGCCUUACAGAAGAAGCAUCUCCCAUAUCCCCAUGUUUUUUUAUUUUCAUUUGUUUCUGAAACUGCCACCUUAAAAAGAUGACCGGAGGGUUCUAAAUACUCGCCACAGCCUCUUUGCCCCGAGUCCCCUGUAUUAACAGGGCUCUAUGUAUUGCCCUUACAAUCUCCCCCUUCCCUGUCCCUGAACAUGCCAUUUUUAAAUAAUUAUUGAAGAAAUUGCACUUUUUUAAGUUCUUGGGUUUGAAGUGGCUCAAAGGAGCUUGAUGCUAUUGUAUAUUUUUGUGCUAAUCGCAAUUUUUAUUGUCGGAAUAUCCAUGUUCUUAAUCGUUUGAUCUGGAUGUUUGACAGAGAACAUUUGCAGGUUUUUAGGGUGUACCCACCUGGCAUGGAUAAGUCAGGCAUUCCAGGAAAGUGGUUCUUUUCAGAACUUGUCUUUAAAGGGUUGGUUGACUACCUCAGUACAGAGGAUUAAACUACCCGGCCUGUACUGUAAAUAGGGAAACUAUAUUGAUGAAAGCAGGGCUUGUUUUCAUACAAAAUAUGCACAAGACCUGCAGCGCAAAAACAAUGUACUUAAUGUAAUAUAGUCAUUUUAGCUGCAGCUCUGACACUGCAAACAGUCAAACUGGGCAUGCAAAACAAUCUCAUGUGAUGAGUCUGAACAAGCCCUGCUUUUAUCCUAUUUUGAACUGAAUUAGCCGCCUUGCUUCUUCAGAGUAUGUAGUUACUGGUUGUAUAGUUUUUCGGAUAAAAUGUUACUUUUGUAAAGGCUUCAUCACAGGCAUCCAACUGCCUUUGAUUAAAAAAAAAAAUUAAAACAAAAAUAAAGCCCUGCAGUGUCCCUUUUGUGCCACUGUAUUAUUCCAGUGGGUUUGUUUUUAUAUUGAUACCGAUGCAUUUUCAAACAAUGUCAGAAUCAUGUAAAACAACUUAAAUCAAAUCUUUCAUCAUAUAAAAUCAAUCUUGAAUGAUCCCUUUCCAGCUCCCAAGACACAGCAACUUUGUCAAAGAGUUAAUCUUGAUGGAUGACUGAAUUGCCAUAUUGCCCAGCCAGUGAGCAUGUGUGCCUAACGUUAGCUGCUAUGAUUUGGUGAGGGAUCAUAGUCACAUAGUGGUAGAAGGGAUACUGCAGUGAAGGAUUUCUAUUUCCCGGGUAUAGCAAAAAGGAAACUGCUCUUCAAUCCCAGUUUUCUAUACAGUUAACUCCCUCAAUAAAAUCAUAACAACCACCUUUUGAAAAAAAGAUGUUAGCAGUUUUAAACUAUUGUUGGUGGCCAACAACGUUUUUUGCAUUCCUGCAAAUAAAUUGUUUUAUACUGUAAAAUGGAGGUGAGUGUAACUUAUUUUUGUAAUAAAGUUUUUGAUUUCUA
This is a messenger RNA of Sebastes umbrosus (honeycomb rockfish), 3466 nucleotides long. Its product is annotated as heterogeneous nuclear ribonucleoprotein Q. The record is from RefSeq and is a predicted model, not a curated record. Gene Ontology annotation, cellular component: CRD-mediated mRNA stability complex; nucleus; ribonucleoprotein complex. Gene Ontology annotation, biological process: CRD-mediated mRNA stabilization. Bases 221 to 1933 code for a protein of 570 amino acids. The transcript is spliced from 13 exons. Gene Ontology annotation, molecular function: mRNA 5'-UTR binding. Lineage: Eukaryota; Metazoa; Chordata; Actinopteri; Perciformes; Sebastidae.